GGAAGUGUGACCUUUGAAGAUGUGGCUGUGUACUUCUCCUGGGAGGAAUGGGAUCUCCUUGAUGAGGCUCAGAAACACCUGUACUUCGAUGUGAUGCUGGAGAACUUUGCAAUUACAUCCUCCCUGGAUUGUUGGCAUGGAGUAGAGCCUGAGGGGGCACCUGCUGAACAGAGCAUUUCUGCAGAAGGAGUGUCACAGGUCAGGACUUUCAAAGAAGGUUCAUCUUUCCAGAAUGCCUACUCUUGUGAAAUAUGUGGCCUGGUCUUGAGAGAUAUUUUGCACUUGGCUGAGCACCAGGGAACACACUGUGGGCAGAAACCAUACACAUAUGGAAAAAAAUUCUACUCUACUACAAACAUUCAACACCACCAUAGACAGCAUAUUAGAGAGGUACCCUUCAGAAGUUAUGUGGACACAGCCUCAUUUACAAAGAGCUGCAUAGUCCGUGUGUCAGAGAAGCCAUUUACUUGCAGCGAAGUUGGGAAGGACUUCCUGGCCAACAUGGGAUUUCUCCAUCCAAAGACCACUCACAUGAGAGAGAAGCCAAAUAACAACAAGUUUGGCGUGGCCUUUCAUAAUGGAAAAAGUCAGUACAGCUGGGUAGAAUGCAAGAAAGCCUUUAAUCACACAGACACACUUGUGCAGGACCAGAGAAUCCUUACUAGAGAAGGGCUUUUUGAGUGCAGCAAAUGUGGGAAAGCCUGCACACGAAGAUGUAACCUCAUUCAACACCAGAAAGUCCACAGUGAAGAAAGGCCUUAUGAAUGCAGUGAAUGUGGAAAAUUUUUUACUUACUACUCCAGUUUCAUUAUACAUCAAAGAGUUCACACCGGAGAAAGGCCUUAUGAGUGCCCUGAAUGUGGGAAAUCCUUUAGUCAAAUCUAUAGCCUCAAUAGCCAUAGAAAAGUUCACACUGGAGAAAGGCCUUAUGAGUGUGGGGAAUGUGGGAAAUCCUUUAGCCAAAGGUCCAACCUUAUUCAGCAUCGCAGAGUUCACACUGGAGAAAGGCCUUAUGAAUGCAGCGAAUGUGGGAAAUCUUUUAGUCAAAACUUCAGCCUCAUUUACCACCAGAGAGUUCACACUGGAGAAAGGCCUCAUGAGUGUAGUGAAUGUGGAAAAUCUUUUAGCCGAAGCUCCAGCCUCAUUCACCACCGGAGACUUCACACUGGAGAGAGACCAUAUGAGUGCAAUAAAUGUGGAAAAUCAUUUAAGCAAAGCUCCAGCUUCAGUUCACAUCGGAAAGUCCAUACAGGGGAAAGGCCUUAUGUAUGUGGCGAAUGUGGGAAAUCCUUUAGCCAUAGCUCCAACCUUAAGAACCACCAGAGAGUUCACACUGGAGAAAGGCCUGUUGAGUGCAAUGAAUGUGGGAAAUCAUUUAGCUGCAAAUCUAACCUCAUCAAACACCUGAGAGUUCACACUGGAGAAAGGCCUUAUGAGUGUAGCGAAUGUGGGAAAUCUUUUAGCCAAAGUUCCAGCCUUAUUCAACACCAGAGAGUUCACACUGGAAAAAGGCCUUAUCAGUGCAGUGAAUGUGGGAAAUCCUUCAGCAGCAGAUCUGUCCUUAUUCAACACCAGAGAGUUCACACUGGAGAAAAACCUUAGCAGUAUGGGAAUAUGCAGCUUCCUUUUAGUGUAAUUACACUAAAGGAGAAUACCUGUAAGAGAGUUAUCUACGUGAAUUGGAAGCCCCAACAUCUGAAGAUACACAAUGGGGAUAUUCCCCUUAAAUUCCAGGUAUGUGGACACUUUAAGAAGCUAUGUCACACUUUCUAACUUCACACUUGUUGCCCUUUCCAUUUAUGUUACUGGUGAUUUUUGAGGUAAAAGUCAUAUCACCUCUCCACCUAUGAGGUCCACAUAGUGGGCAUCAUUUACCAUCUGAACCUGCUCUGGGAAGCAGACCUCUGUGUUCUGCCCAUUUGCUAAAGAAUGUCGUGAAUAGUCUGAGCCCUUAAGGGGUCCUCAUCCCCUUCUCUCUGACAAGUUAGGGCAUGGACUUGACCCAGUUUUGUACCAGAGAACUCAACACAAGUUUUGGUAGCUUGCCAAAAAGGGACUAUCUUUUUCAGGGACCUCUUGGUCUCAUGUGACUUUUCCAUGGACUUUUUCCAGCCUCCAAGUCACCAGCCUGGGAAUUGCUUGCCUCAUAUUGCUUUUUUACAAUAAUAAAGGCUUUAUUAUUUAAGCUA
Messenger RNA from Carlito syrichta (Philippine tarsier), 2189 nucleotides. RefSeq names its product zinc finger protein 211 (gene ZNF211). The coding region runs from base 94 to 1602 and encodes 502 amino acids. The transcript is spliced from 2 exons. Gene Ontology annotation, molecular function: RNA polymerase II cis-regulatory region sequence-specific DNA binding; DNA-binding transcription factor activity. Gene Ontology annotation, biological process: regulation of transcription by RNA polymerase II. The record is from RefSeq and is a predicted model, not a curated record. Lineage: Eukaryota; Metazoa; Chordata; Mammalia; Primates; Tarsiidae.